This is a messenger RNA of Schistocerca nitens (vagrant locust), 573 nucleotides long. It is a transcript of the gene Blos1, whose product is annotated as biogenesis of lysosome-related organelles complex 1 subunit 1. Gene Ontology annotation, biological process: endosomal transport. Lineage: Eukaryota; Metazoa; Arthropoda; Insecta; Orthoptera; Acrididae. Gene Ontology annotation, cellular component: BLOC-1 complex. The coding region runs from base 94 to 465 and encodes 123 amino acids. The transcript is spliced from 4 exons. The record is from RefSeq and is a predicted model, not a curated record.
GAAGAUCAUACGGAUUUAGUAAUCGAGAAUAACUUCGACUAUAACGAUAAAAGCACAGAAAAAAUUGUGUACUAUUCGAAAAAGGUCUUUAAAAUGUUGUCUACCUUAGUUAAGGAACACCAAGCCAAACAAACUGCUCGAAAGGAAGCGCAGGAACAGAAAAGAAGAGAAGCUGUUGCUGCGGCAACCAAUUUGACAGAGGCUUUAGUUGACCAUUUAAACGUAGGUGUUGCUCAAGCAUAUCUAAAUCAGAAGCGUUUGGAUGCUGAAGCAAAGCAGCUUCAUCACAGUGCUACUAAUUUUGCUAAACAAACACAACAGUGGGUCAGCCUAGUAGAGAGCUUUAGUAGUGCUCUGAAGGAAAUAGGAGAUGCAGAAAAUUGGGCAAGAAGCAUUGAAACUGACAUGAGAACCAUUACAAGUGCUUUGGAAUAUACAUAUAAAGUCUCCCAGGAGUCCUCAUAGAAGAUGGAAAUAUUCCACUACAUUCAAAAUUGUAAAUAAUUUGUCUAUGUGUAAUAGUUUGUGUCAUUACAUAUUACAUGUAUACUAAUAAAAACUGCAUUGUAAAUA